This is a messenger RNA of Temnothorax curvispinosus, 2816 nucleotides long. It is a transcript of the gene twy, whose product is annotated as golgin subfamily A member 4-like. Gene Ontology annotation, biological process: cilium assembly; establishment of epithelial cell polarity. Gene Ontology annotation, cellular component: ciliary transition fiber; ciliary basal body; centriole. Lineage: Eukaryota; Metazoa; Arthropoda; Insecta; Hymenoptera; Formicidae. The record is from RefSeq and is a predicted model, not a curated record. The transcript is spliced from 13 exons. The coding region runs from base 265 to 2694 and encodes 809 amino acids.
CUGACUGCGCCAGUUCAGAGUUUAUCUUUUGCCUUCCAAUGAGUGAAAAAGAUAAACUCUGAACUAGUGCAGCCAGUUCAACAAUAGAAAACAGACCCUUGAUAUGUGACACAUCUUUAUUAUUAAGUCGAUUGCUAUUGUUAUGCGGCUAGAAUAAUAAUUGGCAUGGCCCUGCGAGUGGCACAAGCUGAAUUGUAAUCAAUUGUAAUAUAUUUCACCGUAUUUUACGACCGACCGAAAUUGUGUCGCGCGAAUGCGACGAAAAUGGUAGAUAUGGUGGAGGAUAUGGACAGCUUGGACGACAAGCUGUUCAGUAAUGCAUUUAGGAGAAAUCCAACCGCUGAAAACGGCAAAAAGAGAAUUACGUUUGCAGAUGAGGACGAUCCACUAGCUAGUUUGCUAGCUGAUAAGGAAGAUUUGCCCUCGAGCCAAAAGAAUCCAGUAGCGGUAAAAGAUAAGCGAAGUAUAAUAGAUGACUUGUUUAAUAAAAGAAUUUCCAACGAGUCGUUGUCGAGCUCAAAGCCGGACGGAAAGGAAAUGGGCUCGACGUCUGCGUCAAACACCACGGGAAUUGAGAGGCCAAAAGCAUCGGAUGACAAAGCAAAAAAGUUAUCGUUGAUGCAAGAUUUGUUUGGAGAUACGUCGCAGUUGAAAGAGUCAAUUAGUAAGAAGUCUGUACAGCUGGAACUGGAAGUGACACAGCCCACAGCCGAGGUUUCUAAGACACAAUCGCAGCAUUCGACGUAUGCGCCAACGGCUUUUGGAACGAGAGAACCCCGCAGAGGCAAAAGAACCUCAGAGAUAAUCAACGAUCCUCUAGGAUUGUUCUCCUUGGGCGCAACGUCAAAUCAAGCUGAGCAAAAUACGACAGAGAGACGUACAGCAUCUGCAGAUCUUAGCAGACAGAAAUUGGAAACUAAAGACUAUUUACCAGAUUGGUUGGAACCUAAAAAAAACCUGGAAGAUAAAAGCGAUGAUAUUCAGGAUAGAGUAACGCCUACCGAAGAAUUGUUCAUCAGCAAGCACAGAAGAUCCAGCUCUGAUAAAAUUAUUCGAGGGGUGGCAAACGUACCACAAGAGGAUAAUACAAUGGUAGCUGAAUCACUGCCACACGAAAAAGAAAGAUCAUCAAAAUCAUCAGGAAGUCAAAAAGAGAUCAAUGAAUACGAGAAACAGGAAGUUGAAGAAAAUUAUUCUAAAUCCAACACAAUGGCUGUUCCAAUUACUAAUGUAAAUACAAAUUCGGAAAAUGUGCAUAGUAGCUUAAUUUCCAAGAACAUGGGCUAUGAAAGUGCAAUUCGUAAAUUAGAAUUAGAGAAGUCUCAUCUGUCAGUGACGUUACAUAGCUUAAAUGAAAAGUAUGAAAAUGAGAUAACGAUUCUAGAUGAAUCAUAUAAGCGACAAAUAGGAUUCUUACAAGAAAGAACGGAUACAUUGGAAAAGAGAAUGCAGCAAGAACUUGAGUGUUUAGAGGCAGAUUAUGAGGCAAAGAUUGAAAAGCUGAAAAAUGAAAAAGUACAAAUCGAGACAUUUUACAAGGAAGAAUUGCAGAAUUUAAAGAAGGAACACGGGCAAGUUAUAGAAGAAAUUUAUGAACGCCACUCUCAAAAUAUAAGACUGUUGCAGAAAGAGCAUUUCGAUACGAUAGAAAGUAUAUUAAAAAUGAGAGAGGUGGAGAAUUUAGCUAUGACAACCAUAGCGACCCACAAGACUGACCUGCCAAACUUGUUACAAAAAGCUGAUUUUAUUGUAGAGAAUAUUAAAAAUGUGCAAGAAAAGACUGAUCAAAGGGACGACCAAAGUAUAAAGUUAAGAGAAUAUUAUUUAAAAAAUCAAGAGGAAGAUGUGCAAAUACAAAAUAUGGAAGUGAAGAAGCAACAGAAAUUACUGGAACAAGAACAUGAGAAAAUAAUGAAAGUAGCAGACAGAUUGGAUUCGCACGUUACGCAAUUAAUGUUCGAGUUAGAGAAAAAGAGCGCUAUGCUCAAUCAGGCAUUGGAAACACUACAAAAAAGGGAGCAAUCUUUGUCACACGAAAAAGAAUUGUUUGAAGAAAAAGUACAAUGGGAGCGUAAUCAUUUACAGGCUAUGAAAGAAUCUUGGUUUAACGAACAAGAGAAACAACUGAAGGCUUUAACAAAGGAGAAAGAAGUGAUCGCGGCUAAAAAGAAGCAAUAUGAAGUUUUAAGGACAAUAAAAAGUAAUUCGGAUAAUAUUACGAAGAUAGAGUCGGCAGCUGCAAUAAAAGCAGCACAAGAUGCCACUAUACUCGCGAAUCAGGAACGACUGAAAUGGCAAGAAAAAAUUAAAUAUCUCGAAGUGCAACAGCAGGCCUUAGAGGAAAGGGAAUACCGGCUCUUAGCACGCGCCCAAGAUCUCGAGAGUUUUACACAGAUAGCAUUUGCGAAAAAUGAAGAAGCCAUUAAAGCACUGAGAGACGUUCAUCACAUCGAUAAAGCUAAAUUCAAUCCUUAUGGCAAAUUUGAAAAUAUCAAUUUGGCAAGUGAAAAAUUGGCUUUGGAUAAAUUGAAAAGAAGUACAAAUACCCCGUACAACUACAUAGACAAGCGAACAUUAUCUAAUCAGCAACGCGAGUUUCAAGUUACUACUCAUUUUACAGAAGUCGUUGAUCCUCAAUUAGUAAUGUUGAAGUUGAACCUGGACGAUCAAUUAGAUAAUAUUCAAUAUACAUGACUGCCAUGAAGUUUUGCUACACAACAAGCAAAUGCAUAUUAUAUACUUUUUGCAUGAACACUGUUUAGUAUUUUAUAUAUUUCAAAUAACAGACAAUAAACAUUCACAUAUUUAUUACGUAA